AUAGUGACUGUGUAUCAAGCAACUUAACACAUAUUUAAAGGUGGACUUGAAGGUUUAGAGGGGAUAGUGCAGUGUUUUGGGAUGGUGUUACAGUGAAAUAUAGUGUCCAGGACGUAGAGUAGUAGCUAGAUGAACUAAAAAAGGUAUAUUCUUGAGUGUCAGCUGUCUGCAUUGUCAUGAAUAUAUAGCUGACAGCGACAAUAUACCACUGAGAGUCUUCUACUAGCCCAAAUAGCCACCAGUAUCCCAAGAUGAGCAACGUGCAGCGUAAACUAAUCAGGUGUUCAGAAGGAGGCGACGUAACAGGCGUGGAAGAAGCCCUUAACAACGGCGCAUGGAUAGACCAGGUAGAACGCUCCAAGGAUCCGUCAUGCAGUGGUCGUACGGCACUACACUACGCGUCGUGUAGAGGUCACCUGCCGGUCGUUCAGUUGCUCAUCCAGCGGAACGCCAGAGUGAAUGUGAGGAGUCAGCUGCCGGGUGAUUAUGGUGGAACGGCGCUUCACAUGUCGGCUCUACUGGGACGAACAAAGAUCCUAAGGGCACUGCUGGAUGGAGGAGCUAAUGGCGAGGUCACGGAUUACAAGGGUAAAACAGCAGUACAUUGGGCAGCUCAAGGGGGUAAAAUAAACUCCUUAAAAAUGCUUCAAAAUUACGGAUGUGACUUGGAAUCGCGGGUCGACGGGAAGACCAAUGCUGUACACUUCGCUGCAGCCUCGGGUGAAAUGGAAGUGGUUAAAUGGUUGGUAGAGUCUGGCGUGAAGAGUGACCUCAAGGAUACAGAGAGAAAGACCCCCAGUGACAUCGCUAAGAGUGAAGGCUUCAGAGAUAUACACAAGUACCUGAAGGACAGAGGAUCUAUUCGAAAGAAGUUUUUUAAUUUUAGAAGACCACGAAGCAUUCUUACAAUACACACAGACAGACAGAUAAUUCAAGAGGAUUCACAAUGGACAGACAGACAGGCCAAAAUAAACCUACGAAGAACUCAAUCUGUCGGAAUACGUACAAGACGGAAGGAUACGCCACACAAUGAGUUAGUCGACUCCCCAAGCGUAAACUCCUGGGAAAUGGCACACCUGAGUAGCCCUUCCCCCUCCUCGGCUCCAGAUAACGACACCUACGUCAGAAUUGUCAACACCCCCCAGAACAGAAUACCAACACCCAGGGAACACGUAGAAGAAACGAGGUUAACUUGUGAUACCUGUGACCACCAGCAGGAGAGUAUGGGGGAGGGACAGAACCAGGAACAACACUGGACGAGGGAACAACUCCUUACCCCUCACCACCAACGUCACACUCUGGAGGGUUUGGAGGAGGAGGUGAAGGAACUGAGGACCAGACUCGAGGGUGAGCAGCGAGGUCGUGCUCAGGAUAAGGUAGAGAGUGACCACACGGUAGCUGCACUCACCUCCAAGCUCGACCAGACUGAGGAAGGGUUCGACCAGGCCAGGAAGGAACUCGACCAGGCAAGGAAGGAACUCGACCAGACCAAAGGACAGCUCGACCAGACCAGGCAAGAGCUCGACCAUACCAGAAAGGAACUCGACCAAACCAAAGGACAGCUCGACCAGACCAGGCAAGAACUCGACCAUACCAGAAAGGAACUCGACCAUACCAGAAAGGAACUCGACCAGACCAAAGUACAGCUCGACCAGGACAAGCAAGAGUUCGACCAGACCAAAAAUGAAUUCGACCAAACCAGUGAACAACAACACCCAACCAACCACGAGAAUGAACCUAACGAACCGCUCAACGAAAUCAGGUUGAGUUAUGCCCAGAUAAAACAGAGACUCGAGCAGACCAAACAACAGAUAAACCUCACCAAACAACGCUAUUACCACAAUCAAACCAAGGAACAACCCGAUCAAGCCAGAGAACUACAUAACGACAUCCAACAAGAGGUAGACCAUUCGGAACAUAGAGGAAACAAGUCAAAGGUGUUGACGCCCUCUGGUCUACCUAACCUGGGCAACACCUGCUACAUCAACUCCAUCAUCCAGUGUCUCUUUAACAUUACCACCCUGAGGGACUACUUCACACAGGACACAUACAGAGAACAUGUGAACAGUGAGAGUGAACAGCGAGGGGAGGUGGCAGAUAUCUUGGCCCGUGUGUUCAAGGCUGUUAACUCCGGAGAUCAAGAGAAAAUCAUGGAAACAAUAAACAAAUUCAAGGUAGUUGUUGGUGACCUUAACGAGGACUUCCGGGGGUCACAACAGCGCGAGGCUCAUGAUCUGCUCGCUGACCUCCUGACCUGGCUACACAACGACCUCAUGGACGCCAGCGGUUCCUCCUUCGUCUCCCAGCACUUCCAUGGAGAGCUGGAGUCUGUAUUCCUGUGUAGCCGCCCUAACCCGAAGGAGCCUCAGGUGAUCUCCUGUAGUAGGGAGGUCUUCAGCAACCUUAGUCUCCCCGUCACCUGUGGGAAAAUUAGUUCAUUACAGAACUUGGUGGAGAGUCACUUCAAGAGCCAGAUGAUUGAGUGGGACUGUAACUACUGCGGUGAACAGCAUCCUUGUCUCCACCAGUCACAGAUUGUCGACUUCCCACCUGUCUUACUUAUACACCUCAGCAGGUACAACAAUCAGAACUCAACGCUGAAGAAGACCCGAGUUGUGUUCCCUUCAGGAGAUCUUAUCCUCCAGGGGCGAGAGGGACUAAGCCCAAGGUACGAAUUACUUGGUGUAGUAAACCAUCGAGGGACAACUACCUCCGGCCACUACACCGCCUACUGCAGGAGCCUUCAAGACAACACCUGGCGCCUCUACAAUGAUGACACCGUCCAAAACACUCACCUGGACAUAGUGCUGGACGGGAUUGACGCUCAUAUCCUAUUCUACACACAGACAACACAAUCAGAGGCCCUUUAUCUAAACAUGAGGAGUGCCAAGACUGGGGAUGCAGCCGGAGUAGACGUGGCACUCCAGCAAGGUGCCAGGGUGGAUCUGGUGGAGGAGGACUUCUCAGGAGGUAAAGAAGGGGGAAGAGCCGCCCUCCACCACGCCUCAGAGAAAGGUCACCUGGACGUGGUCAACCUCUUACUCGAUUUCAAGGCUAAAGUCGACAUCAUGAGUAAGAUGAACAAGGAUUAUGGUGCGACCCCGCUACUCCUGGCCUCCGGGGCGGGUCACACACAUGUAAUGGAACACCUGUUAAGGGCAGCUGCUAACAAGGAAGCUGAGGACGACAAAGGCAAACGGGCGGUGCACUGGGCAGCUGCUCAGGGACAACUCGACGCCCUGAAGCUGCUCAAGGUCUCCGGGUGUAACCUUCAACCUAGAUCCAACUCCGGCGCCACCGUCCUACACUACGCUGCUCUUGACGGAGAUCUCAACCUCGUCAGGUGGUUGGUGGCUAAUGGCGUCAAGUGUGAGGUCAAGGACAAGAGGAAUAGUUUGGCCAAGGAUGUGGCCAAAAAACACGGCCACCCGGAUGUACACCGGUACUUGAAGGAUCAAAGUCCUAGCAAAGGAGGAUUUGGCAAGUUUAUAAGAUCACCACUGAAGAGUUCGUCUGGACGCUUCAAGUCCCACGACGAACCAUUAUUUACAAGAGGUCAUUCAGGGAGGAAAGAGACGUCUAGACCUGACCUUCACUUGAGGGAGCAGCUGCCGUCGACGGGGUUAGGAACUGCAAGCUUCGAAGAGAGGGACCUGGAAUCCCUGAACCCUGAUAACACAGACCUGGCUACCGACUCACACCUCACACCCCCUCAACCAUCCAGCUCACACACCCGACCUACAAUGACACCAAUGCUGACGACACAGCCGAUGUCAUCACCUUUAGGAACUUCCCCAGGACAUGAAUUUACUCGACAGACACACAGUCACACAGAUCCCCCAUUGCUAGCUGCUUAUAUUGGAGGUGACUUGGGAGGCUUUGAGGACAAACGUUCAGGCUCCAAGCGGUUACUCUUCAACAGGAAAUCCACACGGAAACACCAGCUGAGAGACAUGGAAGAAAUUGUCGUGAUGCUCAAGGACUCACUAACGGCGAAAGAGAGACAGAACUCUCAGCUACAGAAUGACUUAUCCCAGACGGAGCAUCAGAAGAUCGCGGCGGAACAACUGGUGGAGACGCUACGCCACCAACUCCUGCAGCAGCACCGAGAACAACAAGACCUACGGCAGCGCUUCCUUCAGUUGACUCACCAAAAUAAUGAAUUUAGGCGGAAAAUAGAACAACUCGAGAGGAGGCAGAUAGAUAUGGUCACCACAGACAGCACCAAGGAUGAGACCAUCUCAACUUGUGACUCUCAUAUACAGGAACUGACCAGAAUGUUGAGUGAGAGUCGGGAUCAAUUAGCUGCCUACCAGAGCCAGAAGUUAGACCGUGAGACACAGUACCAUCAUCAAGACUCAGCCAACAGACACACAAUCGACACGUUGGAGAAGGAGGUUGAACGUCUCUCUCACCUGUUGAGGGAAAAUGAGGAAAAAUACCUCCUCCACUGUCAGGAAACCACCAACGUUGCCAAGAGAGACGUGUCUGUAGCGGAUAAAUUGGCAACACUGUCUACAGAGGUGGAACAUUUGACCUUUAAACCUGAUGAAGCGAGCAGGGGGCAGCAGGGGAGAAGGACUGAUGAUUCUCUAGAACAAGAAAGACUGAAGAACACUGUAGAACACCUGGAGCAGAACCUGAACAAGAUGUCGAACGAUGUGAAGCAAUACGAAAAGAUGGUCAUCUGUUACAAGGAUCAACUGAGAAACAAGGAGAGAGAACAUAAGGAGAGAGAGACCGUGUUGAAGGAGGAGAUGGAGCGUCUCUCUCAAUCUCUCCAGCGUGAGAGAAACAUCACAAAGCAGCAUCAGGAACAGACACAACAGCUUCUACAACACGCUGCAGCUGACGAGAAGACCAUCGAUGACCUCAACAACAAACUCAUAGCGAGGACAACGAGGAUGAAGGAAUACGAACAAUUCAUCUCCUCACAUCAGGAUCAGUUCCGAGAUAAGACAGCAUACGGGAAGAGGGAAGUUGCGAACCUGCAGGCGAUAACUUUUCUGAAGGAAGAGGUGGAGCGUCUAACACAGAGCCUGGAUGGUGAAAGGCCGGCAACCCAGACGAGACAGGAUAAGAAUAUCGAGGAACUCAUCAGCAGGAUGGAGACAGAACAACACGAGAGACAGAAGGAGAGAGAGAACAGCGAUCAUGAGAUUGCCCGUCUCACCUCUCUCCUGGACGAGGCGAAGCAAAAGCUGGCAGAACAGUCAGUCGCCACCACCCCUACUAGACACAGGAGGCGUCAAGGAUCUUACAGAAAGACCGAGCUCGAUUCCGUGGUGGUGAUGCCUUCCGGUCUACCUAACCUGGGCAACACCUGCUACAUCAACUGUGUCAUCCAGUGUCUCUUUAACAUUACCACCCUGAGGGACUACUUCACACAGGACACAUACAGGAGGGAGCUGAACCGUAGUAGUGCGCAGAAGGGGGAGGUGGCCUUAGCCCUGGCAGGAGUCUUCAAGGCUCUACACUCAGGCGUCGAGAAGGAAAUACUUAAAAAAAUCAACCGACUGAAGACUGUUGUUGGCGACCUUAACGAGGACUUCCGGGGGUCACAACAGCGCGAGGCUCACGACCUGCUUCUUGAACUCCUGAUCUGGCUACACAACGACCUCGUGAACGUAAGCGGGUCGUCCCUAGUGAGUGAGCGCUUCCAGGGGAGUCAGGAAUCUAUCAUCAGGUGUGACAGGUACCCAGAGGAGACCAUCUGUCGCACACAAGAGCCCUUCACUUGUCUCACUUUGGCCGUCAACCAGUGUUGUUCUUUACAGGAACUGGUUGAGAAUCACUACAGGAUACAGAAGUUAGAGUGGGACUGUCAGUUCUGCAGUCACACCCACCUAUGUCGCCACACCACCAGGAUCACCCGCCUACCGCAGUUCCUUAUCUUCCAUUUGAGCAGGAACGACAUUCAGAGUACAUGGGGGAAGAAGAUCAACGUCACCUUCCCACAAGACCAGUUGAGUCUACAGGAGUACAUGAUGCAGCCAAACCAAAGCCCAAGGUACGAAUUACUUGGUAUAGUGAACCAUCGAGGGACAACUACCUCCGGCCACUACACCGCCUACUGCAGGAGCCUUCAAGACAACACCUGGCGCCUCUACAAUGACGACACUGUCCAUAACGUACACCCCAACACAGUGAUGAACGGGAGUGACGCCUAUAUACUUUUCUAUUCACAAAUGAAAUAAGUUACUUGUCUUCAGAGUUCAUCUUUACAAAUUGUAAGGGGAGAAGUUAUUGUAAGUGUAAGUGUGUACGUGUGUGUGUGAUAGGUAGGUGGGUGUGGUAAAUAUGUAGGUGGGUGUGGUAGUGUGAUGGUUGGAUGGGUGUGGUUGUUGUAUGGAUGUGGUAGAUUGAGGAGUAGACAAUUGGGUGUUAGUACAUCCAUUACAAAGAAGCAACAGUUGUAGUUUUACCUAAGCUUCUGUAUGGGUUCAGUAUUAUCAUCAUUUCAUUUAGCUCGUGUAAGUAGAUCCCAUAAGGGGCAAUAUAGCAGGCACUGUACUCGACCACCUUCACUCCCUCAACAGUAAAGUCCAGUUGCACUGUGUGUUUCCUGGUCACAAAACAACAUAACUUUAGCUUAGAAGUAGUACACUGUCUUCACUCAGCUGCAUCACACCUUAUUUAACUGGAAUUAUUAUCUUAAAAAUAAUAUUCAUUACCAUAGAUCGUUUUAUCAUUGUUCAUGUAAAAAAAAAUAUUGGAUUCCUUUAGAAAAAUAAACAAGAUUUCCUGUAUAUAAAUUUAAGCAAUCCAGGAUCAAAUGCCAUGUAAAAUAAUUAAUCAUAAAUAAAUAAAAUGUUACGUUUAA
This is a messenger RNA of Homarus americanus (American lobster), 6823 nucleotides long. RefSeq lists its product as uncharacterized. Gene Ontology annotation, molecular function: protein binding; cysteine-type deubiquitinase activity. Lineage: Eukaryota; Metazoa; Arthropoda; Malacostraca; Decapoda; Nephropidae. The record is from RefSeq and is a predicted model, not a curated record. The transcript is spliced from 37 exons. Bases 252 to 6197 code for a protein of 1981 amino acids. Gene Ontology annotation, biological process: protein deubiquitination.